ACUCAUUGACACCGUUAAUUGGUUCAGUGUUAACGUUAACAAAAUGCUGCGACAAAUUUUAUUGCUUGGAUUAAUUUCCAUAGCAGCUGGAGAAUGGGUCCUCGUUUGGCAGGAUGAAUUUGACGGUGGAAAUUUAGCAGAUCGUUGGAAUUUCGAACUGGGAUGUUCUGGCUGGGGAAAUAACGAAUUGCAAUGUUAUACAAACAACCGUGGUGAAAAUGCACGCCAAGAAAAUGGAAGAUUAAUCAUCGAAGCGAGGAGAGAAUGGUGGGGCGAUGGUGUCAAUCCCGACAAAGAAUUUACCAGUUCAAGAAUGACAUCUCGAGCAAAUUGGUUACAUGGAAAAUUCGAAAUUAGAGCAAGAAUGCCGAAAGGAAAACAUCUCUGGCCAGCAAUCUGGAUGAUGCCCGCAGCUUCGGAGUAUGGUGGUUGGCCACGUUCUGGAGAAAUUGAUAUCACAGAGUACCGCGGUCAACGACCACAACAAAUUAUGGGAACCUUACAUUUCGGACCCAGUUGGGACAACAAGGGACAAGCCGGAACGGGCGAUCGUGACUUCCCCUACGACUUCUCCUUGGAUUGGCACACAUUUGGAUUGGAUUGGAGUCCAGAUCAGAUUCAAUGGAUAUUAGAUGACCAAGUUUAUCACACAGAGACUUUGCAAAGAAAUUUCUGGCCUGGCCUAUAUGGCGCAAAUGGGUCCCCCUUCGACAGGCACUUUUAUAUGAUUCUUAACCUCGCCGUGGGAGGUAACUUUUUCGGUGGGGAACCCUUUCACCCUGAUGAGAGCGCUGGAUGGGCGAAAAAUAAUUUGGAAGUCGACUUUGUCAGGAAAUUCGAGUGGCGUUAAAUUAAUUUUCAUUUUAAUAAAAAUCAAGCACCAUCUGUUGUUUAAA
This is a messenger RNA of Folsomia candida, 896 nucleotides long. RefSeq names its product beta-glucanase. Gene Ontology annotation, biological process: carbohydrate metabolic process. Gene Ontology annotation, molecular function: hydrolase activity, hydrolyzing O-glycosyl compounds. The transcript has 6 exons. The record is from RefSeq and is a predicted model, not a curated record. The coding region runs from base 44 to 850 and encodes 268 amino acids. NCBI's taxonomy places the organism in Eukaryota, Metazoa, Arthropoda, Collembola, Entomobryomorpha, Isotomidae.